AUGCGACCAAUGUGGUCAGAAGGAGAUACAGGCGCUGUGAGAUCAGGUGGUAUCGCCGCAGGUGAUUCGUUCACCCGCAGGGAACAGUCCAUUGAGAACGUGUGGUUCAGGCAGCAUGAGAUCGAGAACAUCAAGAAGAUGAGAGAAAGGCUGAAUGCUCAGAAGAAACAGUUGGCCGACUUCGAAACCCAUUUAGACGAAAUGGAGAAAGCCGCUGAAGAGAGAAAAGAAGCAUCGGGACAAGGGCAAUGA
Messenger RNA from Exophiala xenobiotica, 252 nucleotides. RefSeq lists its product as uncharacterized. Gene Ontology annotation, molecular function: ATPase inhibitor activity. Gene Ontology annotation, cellular component: mitochondrion. The record is from RefSeq and is a predicted model, not a curated record. The transcript has 3 exons. Lineage: Eukaryota; Fungi; Ascomycota; Eurotiomycetes; Chaetothyriales; Herpotrichiellaceae. Gene Ontology annotation, biological process: negative regulation of ATP-dependent activity. Bases 1 to 252 code for a protein of 83 amino acids.